Nomascus leucogenys (northern white-cheeked gibbon) is the source of this 1957-nucleotide messenger RNA. RefSeq lists its product as uncharacterized. The transcript is spliced from 2 exons. The record is from RefSeq and is a predicted model, not a curated record. NCBI's taxonomy places the organism in Eukaryota, Metazoa, Chordata, Mammalia, Primates, Hylobatidae. The coding region runs from base 1 to 555 and encodes 184 amino acids.
AUGUUCUGUUUAGUCCACUUGUGCUUCUAUUUGGCUAACUUUGCCUCUUCAAUUAAAAGGACACGUGCUGUUAAUGGGUGCUGUGGAUUACAGGCGAUCACGCUCUGGGCACAGUCCUCUGGAAAUGCAGAUGCCUGUGUGGAGGAAAUUGUGGCGGGAGAGGAGCGGCGACUCGCUGCUGUGCUUGGAUCUCAAGGCAUGAGAUUCUGGGUGUGCCUCGCAGCCUGUGGAGCCACAUGGGGCCUUGCUGCCAGACGAGGACGGGCUGAAGACAGCAGCUCCUCUUCAGUGGACGCCUCCAAGUUCCCAUGGAGGGGUGGGGAGCAUCGCACCACCAUGAUGCCUUGUCUGCUGAGGGUGGGACUUUUCAGGCCCUGUCAUGUGAGACCCACGGGGGCUCCUUCCUGCGAUUUGCGGCCUCCACAACUCGGCUUCUCCAGAGUGCCAGAUACACAGGUGGCAUUUUAUGGCAGUGGUCACUGGGACCCAACUCCCUUCUCUGUACACAGCUGUUUUUUUAAUUUCCAGGUCAGAAAAAUUAUCCUCCUACUUUGAACUCUUUCUCCCUUUUGCCAAAAAUGUUUUUCUCUUACAAUGCAGAAGCAGAACGCAGCUCCUGCUCCUGAAAUACUGGAUGGAUGGGUGUUUCAGAGGGUAUUGUGAGGCUUGGAGCUCCAGCCAGUGACAUUCCAGCCACAUCCUUCUCUCCUGGCUCCACUUCACAGAGGCUGCUGUGUCUCUGGACUACACCUCAGAGCUAAUCUGCUUUCUGGAAGGGUCGUGUUUAUUUCUGCUGGUGCUGUGCAUGUAGGAGACAGCUGUGGCCAGCCCUAUUUUCCUGGGGAGGUGGCAGAGGCGGUACCAUGAGCAAGGGAUGCAGAUGCUCAAGGGGGGACCAGUCAGGGGACAUGGGAAGGGUUUGGCCUCUCCAGCCAGGGGCUCGCCGCCUCCGUGGUAUAAACAUCCAUGUGAACAAAAAAGUUCUAACAAGUACCAGCAUACUGAGAAUAUUUUAAACCACAACUAUCGUGGAAAAUCUGGGAGGGUGGUUCCUAGGUCCAGGGUGGAAAAGUAGCUGAAAACCUGGUAGGGUUUGAAGAACAAUCAGAGGCGGCUUUCCACUUCUGAGAACAGUUCCUGUGAGUCACCUGAUGUUGUUCUAGAUUAAUUCUAUCAGUGUUGGUCAACCCGGCUGCGGGUACUUGAUUUCCUCUAAAAGCUCUGGAUAACAGAAGCAGAGCUGUGAAGACAGUUAAGUUGAAUAAAAUGCUUCCAUUUAAAAGAAUAGGGCUUUUCCUUGAAAUGGCCCAAUGGAUCGACCAUUUCCUCUCAUUUAUUAUUAUCAUCUCCAUUCUCAUGCAUGCUAUUUAGACAAGGAAGGCUGGAAGCAAGUGACAGGUGUGGCAGUGUGCAGCAGCAAGGCCUCUGCACCUGGCCCGUCGGGAGGGCCGGUACGCAGCCUGACUACUGAGUGCCUUCUGCCUUAUUCCUCUCCAGAGACCCUCAACUUACAACAGAGACCCAGGAGCUGGGAGAUGACUGAAUGUGUUACAUGACACAGAAGGACUAACCCAUAAACAUGAGCGUGAAUGUCUUUUGUUGGGGGACUAAGGAGAUGACACUGAAAAGGAGAAUCACAAGCCAAGUGCCAUAAGCAGACCACAUUCCCCUGCAAGCUGCCCUGCUAGGCUUUGUCCCAAAUCAAAGAAAAAGGGAGAAUGUCUUAAUAUUCUCACAGAUUUGUAACCACUUCACUGGGGUAAGUUUUCCUUUGUAUAGAUGACAGAUUAUCCUUCUAAGCUGCAAGCUGAUAAAUGAGAAGCUAAGUAUAAAAUGUCUAGAACUAAGGUAGAUGAAGAUGUCUAUAUGUGCACUGGGUGUCACUUGUAUACCGGCCUGUGUUAUUAAGGGCACAAAGGUUGUGUGGGGCUGUGUAAACUAUAGAUAUUAGGAAUAC